Messenger RNA from Striga asiatica, 5090 nucleotides. The record is from the annotation of a GenBank genome assembly. NCBI's taxonomy places the organism in Eukaryota, Viridiplantae, Streptophyta, Magnoliopsida, Lamiales, Orobanchaceae.
GCCCGACUCGCAAAGACUCGUUCAUUUUGUAUACCGAAUUACCGAUUUCUCUGAGUCAAAAGCAUUUCCCAAGUUCUUGCGAACAGAAAAACAAGUCCAAAAUACACACACAAAUAACACACAAAAACCAAAAAUCAAUUGCAACGCUCUUUUUCUCUCUUCAAAUUGAAAUCUCUUCUUUUACUUCCUCCUUUUUCGUGAUUUAUUACCAGUAAAUGGUGCCUGGCAAGUGCCAUAGUGUUAUUAUUCACCCGCCGCCUCUUUCUGUUUCAGGAAAAAAGAUUCGUACUUUCAUGUGAAGGCCAUUAUUUUUCAGUUUAUGCCCGCACUGGUUCGUCCCAUGGUGUUUUGAAGUUCUAUUUUCGUGUGUGCAAUAUGUCGUCUCUUAGGCUUGCUAAUUAAAGAGCUUUAGCCUUCAAUUUCCUCAAGAGGUAUUGUCUUGAUGGAUACCCUAAUUGUCAUAGGGUGAUGAGUUCAUGCCGUUUUCCGGAUUUAGGAAGGGAAAUUGAUUGCUGCUUUCAAUGGAUGAAAUUCUACGGCUUGGUGGGCAUUCUUCUGGCUUGGCCGUUGUACUGAAUGAUGAGGAUAGGAAAGAGGGUGCUGGGAAAUCCCGUUUAGUUUCAUAUUGUGAAGGUUUUGGUGACCAGUCUGUGGAGCGAACGCUUGAACAUAUCUUUAACCUCCCUUACAAAACAGUCUGUCAGUUGACUGGCCCUAUUGACAAUGGUGUGGUUCGCUCGAUAAUUAAGAAUGACUUUUCUAAGCAUCAUCCCGAACUUAAAACUGCUGUGAGUACAAACAGAGAUGGAGUAUCCACGAUAUCUAAUGAUCCACAACUUCGGGUUGUUGGUCUCGAAGAGUCUAGCAUUUGUGGCGAUAUUCGGAUCGUCAAAAAGCCUCUUCUUGUGGAGAGUCAUGCUUUAUUCAGUAGUGUGCGGGCCAACACGUGUGUGUGGAAAGGAAAGUGGAUGUAUGAAGUCACUCUAGAGACUUCAGGUAUACAGCAGCUUGGUUGGUCUACUAUUGCUUGCCCCUUCACUGAUCACAAGGGUGUUGGGGAUGCAGAUGAUUCUUACGCGUAUGAUGGGAAAAGGGUCAGUAAGUGGAAUAAGGAUGCCGAUCCGUAUGGCCAGUCGUGGGUUGUAGGCGAUGUGAUUGGAUGUUGCAUCGACCUUGAUCGUGAUGUGAUACUGUUUUAUCGUAAUGGAAUCUCACUAGGGGUGGCUUUUGCCGGGAUCCGGAAGAUGGUGCCUGGAUUGGGGUACUAUCCUGCCAUUUCUCUUUCUCAAGGUGAACGGUGUGAGUUGAACUUUGGGGGACAUCCGUUUAAGUAUCCAAUAAAAGGUUACCAUCCCGUUCAAGCGCCCCCUUCUUCAUUGUCUCUUGCGGCCAGUCUCCUCGAUUGCUUCUUAAGGCUGUUGCAAAUGCAGCGGACAGAGAGGGCCGAAAUCGACACUGUUGAGAAGCUCAGAAGACUGAAACGUUUUGCAUCGUUUGAAGAACUGUUGCGUCCUGUCUCUCAUGGAAUUUGUGAAGAGUUAUUGUCUGUCAUCAGUGCUGAGUUUGGUAGCGCAGAGUAUUUGGGACACGGUACUUUUCUGUCAUUCAUGAUGGAUAUAUUCAGAGUGCAUCCACCACAUGACUAUCUAACUUUGGAUAGAGUACUUGAUUCCUUUCUCGGCUUUGAGGAGUCUAAGUUAUUGCUUAAGCAUGUUUUUGGUGCCCUCUCAUCGAGAUGUAAAACAGCGUCAUUGGUUCUGACUGAGUGUCCUUAUUCUGGGUCAUACAGUUAUCUCGCUCUGGCAUGUUACAUUUUCAGACGACAGGAACUGAUGACACUGUGGUGGGAAUCUUCAGAUUUUGAGUUCUUGUUUGAAGGAUUUCUUUCGAGGAAAAGCCCAAAUAAGCAAGAUCUUCAAUGCUUAAUUCCUUCUGUUUGGUGGCCUGGAUCAUGUGAGGAUAUUUCUAGCGAGAAUAGCAUGGUGCUGACAACUACAGCUUUAUCUGAAGCAGUGAAUAAGAAUGCUAAAGCACGUGUAAUACCAAAAGCUGCUAGAUCCGAGAGGAAAGAAGAUUCAGAGAAGAUUGAUACCUUUCCGUCACUACCAUACCAUUGGCCCACAAUUUAUGGGGUAGAAUUUUUUCUUUUCACUCCUUCUCAUGAUGCAAAUGAUCAGUGCUGCUGUUUAUGGCCUGUCAAGAUAGAAGAGAAGCAAAGGGACCUCUGUCGUCUUGUCAUGCAAUUUAUACCACCUGUAGCCCCCGUGCAGUUGCCUGGCUCAGUUUUUAGGACAUUUUUACAGAACAUUUUAUUGAAGAACAGGGGUGCAGACCGUAAUAUGCCUCCCACUGGAGUUUCAAACAACUCGGUGCUUGUGUCUUUAUUUACUGUUAUUCUACAUUUUCUGUCAGAGGGUUUUGCCAUGGGUGACAUCCAUGGGUGGAUUAAAGGCUCUGGUACUACCGAUUCUGAAGAUCAUGUGGGUUUCCUUCAUAGGGGCGGUGAACAAUGUUUUCCCGCUGGUCUGUUUCUGAAGGGUGAUCCUCAUCGAGUUGAUAUAUCGAGGCUUGGAGGAUCUUACAGUCAUUUAGUAAAAUCUAAUCCUGUAAAUGACGAGGAGGAAGAAGAAAUUAUUCGGUGGGAAGAGGGGUGCAGGGACGAUGAAGAAACGAAAGCAACCCAUCUUGGUAGUAAGAAACCGUGUUGUUGUUCUAGUUAUGAUGCUGAUAUGUCGAGAAUGUCGAAAUAUCCUGUGAGAUAUUUGGGUAAAGGCUCUCAUGGAAGUUGCAGCUCUAUUUCGGACAGAGCUUCUCAUGUCUCAGCAGAAUGUAGUACAAGCAGUCUAAAUGAUGAGAUUGCAGAUAAGCCAAGCACGAGCGACCACUCUGAUCCCGAGUUUUCCUUUCGACCUAUGCAACAAUUAUGGAUACUGCCGAGGGAGAGUGUGUUGCCUUCGGCUACUUUGAAAGAGGAGGAGCUUUUAGAUGCUAUGCUUUUGUUGUAUCAUUUGGGUCUUGCACCAAACUUAAAGCAGCAUAGUUAUGCUUUGAUGAAGUGUGGAUUUUACUUCGCACCAUCAUUAGCUUUAUAUCUGCAGAAUGAUAUAAUUAGAGAUGGCUUAGAGAAUGGAUUUGUUUUUCAGGCAUCAUCAUUCAUGUCUCGUCAAUCUCAAUCUGUUACCCUCCUGGAAGACACAGACAGACAAAUUAGAGAGUGCGUAUAUGUUGACCAAGUGAAGCGCUUGAAGGAAGCUCGAAGCGUUUACAGGGAAGAGGUUAUGGAUUGCGUCAGGCAUUCUCAUUGGUACCGACUUUCGCUUUUCUCUCGUUGGAAACAAAGGGGAAUGUAUGCAGCUUGCAUGUGGACUGCACAAUUGCUUCUGGUCCUUAGCAAAGUGGAUUCAAUAUUCGUGUACAUUCCUGAGUAUUAUCUAGAAACUGUGGUUGAUUGCUUUCAUGUACUGCGUAAGAGUGAUCCUCCGUUUGUCCCUGCUGCGAUUCUUAUCAAGCAAGGACUCACAUCUUUUAUCACUUUUGUUGUUACCCACUUUAACGAUUCAAGGAUAUCUAGUGCGGAGCUACGGGAUCUUCUUCUCCAUUCUAUAUUGGUCUUGGUACAAGACGCGGAAUUCUUGGCUGCUUUUGAAUGUAAUGAAGCAGCAAGAGAAAGGAUGCCAAAAGCUUUAUUGUCAGCGUUUGAUAAUCGGUCCUGGAUUCCCGUGACUAAUAUACUUCUUAGGUUAUGCAAGGGCUCUGGUUUCGGUUUUUCAAAACGUGGAGAGUCAUCAUCCUCGUCUGUACUAUUUCAGAGAUUGCUCCGGGAAGCUUGCAUCAGUGACAAUGAAUUAUUCUCAGCUUUUCUCAACCGGUUGUUUAAUACUCUUAGCUGGGCCAUGACAGAAUUUUCUGUUUCAGUUCGUGAAAUGCAAGAAAACAAGUUGAAGGAACUCCAGCAAAGGAAAUGCAAUGUGAUAUUUGAUCUCUCCUGCAACCUUGCGAGGGUAUUAGAGUUUUGUACACGCGAAAUGCCUCAAGCUUUUGUUUUGGGAAUGGACACAAACUUGCGAAGGCUGGCCGAGUUAAUUGUCUUCAUAUUGACCCACCUAAUUGUUACGAUCGACCCAGAAGACCUAUCGAUUAGACGAUCAGGUCAUUCCUCUGAGAAGAUCAAUAGUGGCAUGAUUUUAGCACCACUUGCCGGCAUUAUUCUGAACUUGUUGGAUGCAAGUAGAGACUCUGAUGAUGGGAUUCGGAAUGAUAUUGUUGGAGUCUUUGCCAGCAUGGAAUGUGCUGAUACUAUACGAUGUGGAUUUGAUUAUCUCCUCAAGUACAAUUGGGCGGGCUCCACCAAGGGAGAAGAUUACAAAGAUCAACUGUCGAAGCUAGAGGAAAGCCUCCUAAACUGUCAGACAGAGUUGCAAGCGAAUAAGAAGAGGACACAUGGCGGAGAUUCGGAAAUAGAAGAUAAUAGCCUUUGCUGCAUAUGCUACGAAAAUAAGGCGGAAGCUCAUUUUUCGCCUUGUUCACACGUCUCUUGCUACAGCUGCAUAUCGAGGCACCUCUUAAACUGCCAAAGAUGCUUCUUUUGCAACACGAUUGUUGUGGAAGUUCAUCGGCAAUAAUAAAUAGAAGGGAAAAUGGGAAAAUGCUGCAUGAAGCGUUCGUGCAGUAUUUGGGUUUCUUUUUUUUUUUUUCUUUCUUAAACUUUUUGGGUUUGGCCGAAAAAAAAGUACGCCGGCCGUUCGUUAAUUUAGAUCUUCAGGUUUAGCAGUAGUUGAUUUUACAGGAAAGCCACACAGGAAAAACUUUUGAAUUGAAUUUAGGGGGAAAAAAAAACAAGGGGUUAAGAAUAUAUAAAUUAGGACUUUGUAUUGUUUUAACUGCAAUAUGUUAUGAUAUAUCUAUGCUAGUGUGUAUAUAUGUAUGCAAAAUGAGAAAUAAGAAGAUACUGAAAUCCUGUGGGGUUAUGAAAUUUGUACCCAACCUUGAGGGGGCACCAUUAUCUUUUGUAAAUGUGUCCUGGAAGUUAAUAAAAUUGAACCUUGGAUAUUUUGAGAUUUUUUUGAGGUUUUGUAUUUAUUUGUAAGUAU